AUGGCUACAGACCCUAAUCCUCAGCUCGAGACGGUAGUCGUCUCUAACCCCGAGAUCCUCUCUGUAACAGAAGCAGACCCCUCCGACUCGUCACAAUUGACCAUUCCGGAUCCACAGCUUGACGAUGGCUCUGCCACACCGGUCACGCCUGCAGCAGCAGAAGCAAAAGGAGAGGAAUCAUCGUACAAACUUAUAUUCUGCACUGUCUGUGCAUCAAACAAUAAUCGAUCCAUGGAAGCGCAUUUACAGCUGUCGCGUUCUUAUCCAGUAAUCUCAUUCGGGACAGGUUCAUUAGUGCGUUUACCGGGUCCCUCGAUCACGCAGCCUAAUGUCUUCAACUUUGACUCUACAUCUUAUAAUCAUAUGUAUGAAGAUCUUUAUAACAAGGAUCAGCGAUUGUAUCGCAAUAAUGGAAUCUUGAAUAUGCUUGACCGAAACCGAAACCUGAAAUGGGGUCCUGAGCGAUUCCAGAAUUGGGUACCGGGUCAACCACGUCUAGACCACAUUGCCAAAGGCGAUAAGGGAAGCCUGGGCACUGAAGCGGGUGUUGUCGAUGUUAUCAUCACAUGCGAGGAGAGAUGCUGGGAUGCAGUUGUUGACGAUUUACUCAAUAGAGGGUCACCAUUGAAUCGACCCGUGCAUGUGUUUAAUGUUGAUAUCCGUGACAAUCAUGAAGAGGCCUUGACGGGCGGGAAAGCUAUACGUGAUUUGGCCGAUAUGUUGAAUGCGGCGGCUAAUGAGGAGCGUCGGCUGUACGAUGACCCUGAUGCUUGGGAUAGGGGUGCCAGUGAAGCCAGACAGAGCUUUGAUGAGAAGGUGCCGGAAAUUCUUGGUGCAUGGCAGGAAAAGUAUCCUAAUCUGCCCGCAUUGUGGACAUUGUCGUGGUUUUAA
Messenger RNA from Talaromyces marneffei, 891 nucleotides. RefSeq lists its product as uncharacterized. Gene Ontology annotation, cellular component: mRNA cleavage and polyadenylation specificity factor complex; nucleus. Gene Ontology annotation, biological process: termination of RNA polymerase II transcription. The record is from RefSeq and is a predicted model, not a curated record. Gene Ontology annotation, molecular function: RNA polymerase II CTD heptapeptide repeat phosphatase activity. Lineage: Eukaryota; Fungi; Ascomycota; Eurotiomycetes; Eurotiales; Trichocomaceae. The coding region runs from base 1 to 891 and encodes 296 amino acids. The transcript has a single exon.